This is a messenger RNA of Perca fluviatilis (European perch), 540 nucleotides long. Its product is annotated as high mobility group protein B2-like. NCBI's taxonomy places the organism in Eukaryota, Metazoa, Chordata, Actinopteri, Perciformes, Percidae. Gene Ontology annotation, molecular function: DNA binding, bending. The record is from RefSeq and is a predicted model, not a curated record. Gene Ontology annotation, biological process: regulation of transcription by RNA polymerase II.
GGUCUGACUGCUGGGGAUAAGAAGUGUUUCGAGGACAUGGCCAAGGCCGACAAGGUCCGCUACAACCGCGAGAUGAGAGACUACGUCCCCCCCAAAGGCUUCGGGAAGAGGGGACGCAAGAGGAAAGACCCCAACGCACCCAAGAGACCCCCGUCAGCGUUCUUUGUGUUCUGCAGCGAGUACCGGCCCAGUGUGAAGCAGCAGUUCCCAGGUCUGUCUAUAGGAGACUGUGCCAAGAAGCUGGGGGAGAUGUGGAGCAAACUGUCCCAGUCUGAGAAGCUGCCCUACGAGGAGAAGGCCCAGAAACUACGGGAGAAAUACGACCGGGACAUGGUGGCCUACCGUGGGGGGGGCGCCCCGACGUACCCCAGGAACCCCGGCUCUUCAGCUCAGGGAGGAGAGGAAGAGGAGGACGACGAAGGAGAGGACGAAGACGAUGAUGACGACGACGAAUAGACAGAGACACAGAGAGACAGACAGAUAGACUGUCUCUGGCUCUGGGGGUGACUGUGUGUGUGUGUGUGUGUGUGUGUGUGUGUG